Molecule: messenger RNA, 1669 nt
Organism: Sycon ciliatum
Lineage: Eukaryota; Metazoa; Porifera; Calcarea; Leucosolenida; Sycettidae
Product: soluble NSF attachment protein 29-like
Exons: 1
Coding region: 261-875 (204 amino acids)
Biological process (GO): synaptic vesicle priming; synaptic vesicle fusion to presynaptic active zone membrane; exocytosis
Cellular component (GO): SNARE complex; plasma membrane
Molecular function (GO): SNAP receptor activity; syntaxin binding
Source: RefSeq, a predicted model, not a curated record
UGCUUUGUUAUCGCUUCAAGUUCAGCUCCUCCAUGUUCGGCUAAUUCCUGAUCGGCUUUAUUCGUGUUGUCCACUAGGAACAUAAUAUUCCAGCAACAUUGGGAGUAGGUAGUCGAGUUGGCAGCAGACGUCGCGUUUUCCACAAGCCAAAUGUUUUUUCUUUGACGCUUUUCGAAAACUUUAGUGAAUGUGUUGCAUUGGUACAAGCCUCGGCUCUUGCUCCCUUUUAUCCAAUUGUAUCCAGGUAGGUCUUACGCAUCAUGUCGGGCGGAGACUAUUCACGGGAAUACUAUGAGCAGCGGAUGGACCAACUGGACGACCAGAUGCUGGAUAGCACAAGACGCUCUCGCCAGAGACUUGAGGAGGCACACCGAAUGGGAAUUGAUACUGCGGUGGAACUGGACGAGCAAGGUGAAAAGCUGUCACGAGCUGAAAGGCGUUUGGACGACAUCGAUGAGGAUCUGAGAACAUCACAACGGACCAUUCGUCAGAUUCGCAGUGUAUUUGGCGGUGUGGUAAACUGGUUCACGACCGAUAAACUAUCCACCACUCCAUCCACUGUCAGCAGUUCGCAGGCAAAAGCCACCAGUUCGCACUCAUCCGGUGCUGACCGAGUAUCACAAUCAGCUGGCUCUUCACAUCGCACUAUGCAGCAGCAGGAACAGCGAAGGAACUAUCGCAAUGCCAAGGAUCAAGAGGUGGAUGAAAACCUUAGUGUGAUGUCUGACACACUGGGCGUCCUCAAAAACUUGGGUCAAGACAUGGGGCAAACACUGCAAGAUCAGAACGACCAAAUCGAACGUAUGUCCGGCAGGGUGAGAACACUAGACGGCAAAGUUGAGGAUCUGAACAAGCAGACAAGAAGACUCCACUAGUACUAGUCAAGGCUGCAGCUGCCGUUUCUUCAUACCGUGCCUGCGUGGCUAGUACUAGUAGUAGUGCACACUGUACACUGUACAGUGUGUGCGUAUGCGUACAUAUGAUGAGGCGUCACUGUACAGUUGCGAAACAGAUGCUGAUCCCCACCUAGCAGUUGCGAAACAGACACAUUCCCAUCUAGCAGCUGAGCACCUCCCUUCACAAGUAUGUGGUCACUAGCAGAAAAUUCAAAUUCGAAACUAUCCCUUGCACCAGCAUGAGUUGUGUAAUGCUGGCAAAGUCUGACAUAGUGUGUAUAAGUGGCUGCAUCGGCUUCGAUUUUAUUCCUCUCCCUAUGCCAGAAUGUGUUGCGUUGGCUAUUUUGUGCGCGGAUGAUUUUUUAACAAUAGUCUUGGCUAUUGUGGUGUGAUAUCUGCAAUGCGUGUAAUGUGCUCUUCAAUCUAUUUUAAAAAUACAUACUUGCACUUGGUGUAACAUGAAACUCAUCCUAGUCUGAAUGUCCUCUACUGCAUUCGAUUUCCUCUGCUUUUAUAUUUUACUUUUAUACUAAAUGUACAAGCCCAUCAAAGCAAUCAUCUUAUUAGAUCGUCACAGUCUGGCUUUUACCAACGGAUUCUACACUUUGUUUUCAAUCUACAGCAGAGUGAGAGUGCAAUGAACUUCGUAUUUUACUUGUGGCCACACUUGAAACAUGCAACGGCUGUGUCACUGCCUGCUUUGAAACAUGCCAGGGCUGUGUCACACUGCCUGCUUUUCCAGAAGAAGAAAACUACUACAGUCUAGUAGUUAA